This is a messenger RNA of Hevea brasiliensis (rubber tree), 888 nucleotides long. Its product is annotated as probable CCR4-associated factor 1 homolog 11. Gene Ontology annotation, molecular function: nucleic acid binding; poly(A)-specific ribonuclease activity. The coding region runs from base 1 to 888 and encodes 295 amino acids. The transcript has a single exon. The record is from RefSeq and is a predicted model, not a curated record. Gene Ontology annotation, cellular component: P-body; CCR4-NOT core complex; CCR4-NOT complex. Lineage: Eukaryota; Viridiplantae; Streptophyta; Magnoliopsida; Malpighiales; Euphorbiaceae.
AUGGCAGGGAAACAAGUAGUUGUUCGCCAAGUUUGGGCAAGCAACCUAAAGUCCGAGUUUUUCCAUAUCCAGAAAGUAAUUCGUCAAUACCCUUUUGUUUCUAUGGACACUGAAUUCCCUGGCACCAUCUUCCAGUCAACUCUCAACAAGCAUCUUCUCUGCUAUGCUCCAGAUUAUACCUACUAUCUCAUGAAGCUCAAUGUUGAUAUGCUUAAAAUUAUACAGCUUGGUCUCACCUUUUCAGAUUUAGAAGGAAAUCUUCCCACUCUUGGAACUGAAUACUGCUACUGUUGGCAGUUCAACUUUAGGGAUUUCGAUCUUCAGAGUGAUCCCCAUAAUGUUGAGUCCAUUCGCUUACUUGAAAAACAAGGAACUAAUUUCAAGAUGCAUAGAGAAAAGGGUAUUGAUUCUAGGGAUUUUGCCAAGUUGGUUCUUAGUUCUGGCCUUAUUUUCAACUAUUCCUUCACUUGGAUUACUUUCCAUGGUGCUUAUGAUUUGGCUUUCUUCAUUAAGAUUUUAACACAACAAGAGUUGCCCCGUGAUCUUCAAUCUUUUAUGGGGCUAAUGAAGUUCUACUUGGGAGUUGCAGUUUAUGACAUUAAAUAUAUAACUUCUGUUCAUGGCUUGCACGGUGGAUUGGAAAGGGUAUCUAAGUUACUGGGUGUUAACCGAAUUGCUGGAAAUAGUCACCAAGCUGGACCUGACAGCUUGUUAACUCUACAAACUCUUAUUGAAUUCAAGAACAUUCAUCGCAAAAAAUUGAAUGAGAAUUUCAGUGGCUUUGAGGGAAUGUUAUCUGGACUCUGUGGUGGAGAACGGCUGCUCUACAAACCUGACUUCAUGGAUCCUUUCAAUUGGCAGAGAAAGAAUGUCAUGUGCAGUACCUGA